This is a messenger RNA of Cavia porcellus (domestic guinea pig), 8754 nucleotides long. It is a transcript of the gene Rab39b, whose product is annotated as RAB39B, member RAS oncogene family. The transcript is spliced from 2 exons. Gene Ontology annotation, cellular component: Golgi apparatus. Gene Ontology annotation, biological process: vesicle-mediated transport; Rab protein signal transduction. Gene Ontology annotation, molecular function: myosin V binding; GTPase activity; GTP binding. The record is from RefSeq and is a predicted model, not a curated record. Bases 247 to 888 code for a protein of 213 amino acids. Lineage: Eukaryota; Metazoa; Chordata; Mammalia; Rodentia; Caviidae.
ACCCGGUUGUCGUGAUGAGUCAGAGUGCUUGGUGCUGAUGCUGCUGCCAUUUCACCACCUUUGCGAGCGCAGCAUCCAUCUCUCUGCUCUCCCGGAGCCUGGGCCUACCUCGCUUUGGGCUUCCAAGACAGCGAUGCGCUCCCGACCGAGCUAAAUCGGAACCAAGCCGCACUGUCUGAGGCCUUGGCGGGGCACCCGGUCCUGCCGCCCCCGUCCCGGGCCUAGGAGACCUGCCAAGCCGCGGCCAUGGAGGCCAUCUGGCUCUACCAGUUCCGGCUCAUUGUCAUCGGGGACUCCACGGUGGGCAAGUCCUGCCUGAUCCGCCGCUUCACCGAAGGCCGCUUUGCCCAGGUUUCGGACCCCACCGUGGGGGUGGAUUUUUUCUCCCGCUUGGUGGAGAUCGAGCCAGGAAAACGCAUCAAGCUUCAGAUCUGGGAUACUGCAGGCCAAGAGAGGUUCAGAUCCAUCACUCGCGCCUACUACAGGAACUCAGUAGGUGGUCUUCUCUUAUUUGACAUUACCAACCGCAGGUCCUUCCAGAAUGUCCAUGAGUGGUUAGAAGAGACCAAAGUACACGUUCAGCCCUACCAAAUUGUAUUUGUUCUGGUGGGUCACAAGUGUGACCUGGAUACACAGAGGCAAGUGACUCGCCACGAGGCCGAGAAACUGGCUGCUGCGUACGGCAUGAAGUACAUUGAGACGUCAGCCCGAGAUGCCAUUAAUGUGGAGAAGGCCUUCACAGACCUGACCAGAGACAUAUAUGAGCUGGUUAAAAGGGGGGAGAUUACAAUCCAGGAGGGCUGGGAAGGGGUGAAGAGUGGAUUUGUACCAAAUGUGGUUCACUCUUCAGAAGAGGUUGUCAAAUCAGAGAGGAGAUGUUUGUGCUAGUCCUUUUAUUUCCAAAACAUGCUCUCCCACAUGAACUUAAAAGUGAUCAAAACAAAUAGAACCCUUAUGUGACUGAAGAAAACUCAAAACUUUGGAUACCAAGUGAGCCUCCUUUAGGGGUGGGGUGGGUGGCUUUUACAGGUUUAUGUGUGGGUGGAUGGCGAAAACUGGGUGCUCUGACUGAGGGACUGAAUUGCUGACAUGGGCUGGGCCAUACACUGUUUUGUGGCACAUAUUUGGUAGUGGCUGUUCCAUGUGCCCUUUGUGGACAUGUUAAGGGUCUGGGGUUUGGGAAGCUAGGUCCCAGGAAAACAUACCUACAGACAGGACAAUUGUUCCUUGGUAUUUCGGCUUGUUCAUAAAUCAUAACCAUAAUUAUGUAAGGGAAAAAUAGCAUAUUGGGAACAAUUAACAUAACUAACAAAGAGUAUGAGAUCUACUCAUUCAAUGAGAGCAGCUUAUGCCAAGUGUGUGUAUUAGGUUCAAUUUAAAAAUAUCAAUUUGCCUCUUAACAGUUCUUCUGUAAAAUGAGGGGCAUGGACCAGCAAUUUGAUAAGGCCCUUUCAAGGUGUGGUGUUCUAGUAAAAAGAUGUGAAUAGAAAAAGGGAGAUGACUUCACACACUAUUAUUAUGACACUUGAGAAAAUGCAUACCCUUGUGGUAGAGUUAACAUGUGUCAAAUCAGUUGUCCCAUGCAAAUUACCACAUAAAUAGCACAGGAAAACGUUGAAACCCAAACACCUGACCAUACCUGGAGUUUCACUGUUUUGGCAAUUGUAAAUUCAAAGUUAGCAGCCUGCCUACCUCUUCAGGCACCUGAGAAGCAACACAGGAAUUGCCUCUGAAAAGAGCCCUGAGGCAAACUCUUGCAAUCAAACUUGUGUGGAGCACUUGCUCAACAGUAGGCACACCUUAUAAGCAUGUUAAAGUCACUCUAGUUAUUUGAUCAUUGCAGCAGGCCUGUGAGAUUUUUUUCCCUUCACAUUUUACAGAAUAGUAAGCUUUAGUGCAAGGACACUCACUUGUUCAUGGUCAAGAACUCUUAAUAAAUAGUUCCUUUUACUAGAUCAUUAUUGUGUCAAAUGAAUAAACAAUUAUUCAUUUGUUUACUUUGUAAGAUACAUGACUAUAAAUACAUUUUCUCUCUAGGUUAGGAUAUGAUUUCCCUAUUGAUUACAACUCAGCUAUAAUCCUGAGGGAACCUGGGAAUGAAUCAAAGGAAAAGCCCAUUCAGGUAUUUUUGGCAAGAGGGCUUUAAACAAAUGAUUAAUUGCACAUGUGAAAACACAUUAGAAUUGUGUGAGCUAUAAGUGUUCUUACCACUGAAAUACAAUGAACAUUUUAUUGAAAGGAACCAAAUACAGCAAUGAGGCCUAGGAUGGGGAUAAAAUACUCACCCCUCAAUGAUCUUGGUCACCUGUCUGCUAUAUGCCUGGGGUUUGGGAAGCUAGGUCCUAGCGAGUCAUCUCUUAAUUCUCAGGAGAAUAGACAGCUAACUGAAUCAGCAAAUUGGAAUGACUUGAAGGUUCCAUUAUCUUCUUGAAAAAAAGCAAUGCUUUAAAUUACUUUUGGGAUUGUAGCCAGUUCAGCUAGGCAAAAGCCAUACUUUUCACAGUAAGAAAACUAUUCUGAUUAGGGUAAGGUUUCUCAUAUGCAUUGUGGUAGGAAAGCAUAAGAAUGGCAAAUUGUUUCUGAGAUGUGAUGUUGAACUUCAGUAUGAAUGUGACUGAAUCUGAAAGUUUGGGAAUUUGCUCCAGCCAGAAUAACGAAGCCAAACAAUGAAAAUUCUGAGAGACCAUUCUGUCACCUGUGCCCCAACUUGGAUGAGCACCAUGGACCAAUUCACAGCAUCAACUACAAGUGAACUGAUCAUUUUCUCUAUAUUCAUUUCACAUGACCUGGCUUGGGUGGCACCCUUAAAUUGUUAGCUUCUUGGUGGUCGAGGCAAAUAAAAGUUGGUUAAUUGGGUCAACAAAAAUGUCAACUACUAUAAUUAAUUAUAUUUGGAAGAUUCAGAAAGCAAGAUUAUCCAGUGGAUAAAUGAGAGUCAACUGGAUACUUGUUAGUUAAAAAAAAGAAUAGAAACAAAGCUAUAUAGUUUUCUUGACUGAAAUACAUUAUAUGUAUACUUUCCCAUUUCUGACAUUUAAAAAGCAGAUUUUAAAUACUCAGCAUAGAUCCCAGCAGAGAUGGCUGAAUUUAAUUGCUUAAAUAAGUUCUAGAAACUUAAAAAAAACAUUUUAGUAGAAUUCAGUGCUAUUGUCACUGCAGCAAGUGGGUUUUAGAACAUAAGUGUGAAAAAAUCAGGUGUUACUAUAAUACAAGGAUAAAGCUUUAGAAGCUAUUUUACUACGUAGGUAAAGAACAGAUUAACUUGUAACAAAGAACACAACUGCAUGUUGGAUUAGAUUGUCUUAUAUUCCAGAAUAAAAUGUAUUGUAUACUUUUCCUCACUUUGUUGUACACUGUAAUGAAAUGUGAAAAAAAUCUUUAUUUAGCUGUAUGUGAAUGAAAAUAUGCCUGUAUUUAGUAAAAUGGUUGAUUAUGUGAUUGUGAGAUUCCAAGUGUGUGUUGUAGCUAUUUCCAGAAUCUUUCACUUCAGUGUAGCAACCAUUAUCAAGGAUAUCAAUAAGAUAUGAUAUAUAGUUUGCACAACCAGAUUCAUCAGUAACUCAAAGCCAGAAAGAAAACAUGAUUUUUCAAAGUAAUAUGACCAUCAUAUCAAAAGACACAGAAGCAAGCCUCACUACUUCUUGGUCAGCACAUUAUCAUGAGAAAAGCUGGUUCUGUCAAGGCUAAAUCUUCAUCAUUGCAAUUUUUAAUCAAAGGCCUUAAUUCUCUCCCCAGGUAGUUGCCUGUACUGGCUUCCUGGAAAGUCUUUUUCUCUAGGCUAAAUUGCCUCAGCCCUACUAUGGUGUACUUUUCAUGUCAGUAUCAUUUGGAGUAGGAGGGCUCAAAUUGGAACACAGUCAUUUAAUAUAGUUCCUAAGAUGGACAGUACACAUACAGUGGAGGAUAUAACAGGGAAAGCCACAUGAUUAUGAGCCUGGACAUAGAUUUAUUCACUUUUAUAACCAUGAACAAAUGAAGGGAAGGAAGAAGAAAAUGCAGUGUCACAGCAUCUGAUAUACUGCAUCACUUCUUAAGAUACCCCCAAGGGCUUGAUCAUCUUUUCUUCAUUUAUAUUAAUUUCUUUGGUGACCUCAUGGCUUUAAAUAUCAUCUAUAAGCCAAGAGGUCCUGAAUUUAUAAAUCCAGCUUGUUUCUUCCAUGAACUACUGGCCCUUAUAACUAAAUGCCUACCUGACAGCUCCAUUUGAGUAUUUAUUAGGUGUUACAAAUUUAACAUGUCAAAAAUCAAGCUCCUAGUCUUCCUCCCCACUCUGAUUAUUCCAUGGCCUUUCUUUUUUUCAGUAGAUGGUAACUUUUUUUCUAUAUAUUUCUGCCAAAAAACAUUAAGAGUCAUUCAUCCUUUACUCCUUUCUUUCAUCUAAUAAAGUCAGUCUACAUCUGAUCUGGAAAUUUCACUGGCUUUUGCCUUAAAAGUAUAACCAGAAUCUGAUACUUUUUCAACAUUUUCACUGCUAACACACUGGUGUUGGCCACUAUCACUUGAUAUUUGACUUAUUGUGAUAUCUGUUCUCCCUGCAGCUUCUGUUCUUCCACCUCACUGUUCUCCUACUUAAUCUGCUCCAUACACAGCAGCCAGAGGGAGCCUGGCAAACAUUAGUUAUAAUUACUCAUAAUUGUACAAUUGUUAUCCAUUUCACUGUUUUAAAUACAAAGUUCUUCCAAUGACUUGUAGGAGAGCCCUUAGAAAUGAAUUCCAUUUCUACACUUAUCACUACUGUUACCCUAUUUCUUACUGCUGAACCCUUCUUCAUUUUACUUCAACUAGUUUCUUGUUCUUCAAAUGCACCAAGCACAUUCUCACCUCAGGGCCUUCGUACUUGCUCUUCUAUCUAUCUAUAAUUCGUUUACCCAAGAUACUUAACAUAGAUUGCUCUCCUUGCAUCCAUGAAGUCCAAACUCCAGACUCUAGGUAAGAUGUGGCUCUAGAAGUCAUUGCUGACAGCCUGGAGUCUUACUUUAAUAUCCCCUGGGAACAACAAAGUUUAGGGUACAAAGGGAAAGAAAACUUAGAAAAAGACAAUGGAAACCCUGAACAGUAUAGUUUCAUAGGAAGAAAUGGACAAAAGUAUUACAAUUCAGCCAUUGGUUUAGGAUGAUAAGAACUGAAAUGUACCCACAGAACUUUGGGGAGUCAUUUGCCAACAUGUGGUUGGUAAUAUAAUUCCUGCCUUCACCAAGCCUCUCAGGAAACUGGUGUUCUCAGUUCUGUCAGAGGACCAAUUCUUUUUUAUGGCUAUUCAUCCUCUCCACUACAACCAUACCCAUUCUCAUAACUUCAGUUAUUGUCUGUACCUUGCUAAAUCUCAAGUAAAGGACUUCAGUCUACUCUUCUUUGUUUUACGCUGUUACAGCUAUCUUUCCUAUUACACACAACCACAAAUUCCUCAAACUUACAAUAUCCAAUACUAAAACCAAUAUCCAUAAAAAUCUUCUCUAUCCAUCCUAGUCUGUCAUCUCUUUUCCUCUCUUCCACCAUCUAUAGCCUUGCCCAACACAGAAACUUAAGAAUUUACCCAUAAUUCCUCACUUGUCUUUACCUCUCAUAUCUAAUUCAUCAAGAACUGUUAAUCUGUCUUUAAAAUAUGUCUGUCCACCAUUUACCCCCAUUUCCAUCUUUGUCCAAGCCACUAGCAUCUCUUAACCUACUUUGGUAUCUUGCUAAUUCAUCUCCUUAUUUCUGCUCUUUUUCACACACUCAGGAUUCCUAACAUAACAGAUUAAUCUUUUCACAACAUGCCAUAGCAAGUCAUUGCCCUCCUUAAAUUCCACUGAUGGUUUCUCAUCACAUUUGGAACAAAAGCCAGAUAAAUCUUACAUUUCUUCACAUGGCUACAAGGCCCAGCAUGAUAUGGCCUCUCAUAUGAGAUCAUCUUGUUCACCAGUAUUUAUCCAAACUAUAGCAUGGAUAUGUGCUUGAAUAACCAAUAACUAUGAUUUUCUUGUCCUACUUAAAUCUGCUGACCUUGACUCUUCACUUCAGUAAAAUCUACACAUGGCUCUGUCCUGAAGCACUACUAAAUUUUAUGCAGCCUCUGAAAUUCUCUAAUUAAAAGCUCUAGUUGUCUAUCAUCUCCCAUGAGCCAUGAUUUAAGUUUUUUUUACAACCUUCAGGCAAUCAACUAUUUCCCACUGCCAGUUUAUCAAUGUACCCUUCACUUUGUCAUCCUCCUUCCUUCUCUUGGCUCUUGUCAUCAGUAGCAUUCAUCCAUCAGUUCCUAAAGAUGAUGGUUUAAGGUUUGGUCCAUUUCUUUCUAGAUUUUUAAAUUUCACUUUUCAAAAAAUUAUUUUACAAAUAAAGGGUAUGUAUUUUGGAGUAAGACUGACCCAAGUUCAAAUUCUGACUCUACCAGAAACUAUAUGUGUGAUUUAAUAUCAUUGAGUCCCAGUAUAUCCACACAUAUAACUGGGUAAUAGUAGUAGUUAACUUGUAAGGUUGUUGAGGAUUAAUUUAUAUAUUCUAUAUAAAGGUAUUUGUUAAACAUCACAUGAUACUCAGAAAAUGUUAGGUAUUAUGAUAUGUUUACACCUAAAUGAAUGUUUUUCAUAAAUGUAAUCAUGUAAUCCAUACUGUUACUACUUUUUUCACAUACAGUAUAUUUUCUGUAAAUAUAUGAGGUUAGGGGCUAUUAUGCCCAUCUUUGCUAAUUACUGUAAACUACAAUCGGUCAGUACCUGUACAUAUUUGUGGAAUGUGACCAGAUGGAAAGUUAAUUACCAUACUAAAGAUAGCAGAGAUUGAAGAAAACUGGGUCCUUGAUAUCAUUUUGUGAUGGGUUUAACUACACUGGAGCCACCUUCCUUAUAUGAAGACUGUUUGUAACAUGAGAUAGUAAAUCCCCUUCAGUUUAUUCCACUUUUCCAAGUUUUCUGAUAUAAUACCAUCACUGUAUGAACGUAUAGUAGUUUAUUUAAUCAAUCCUCAUUAGAUUGUAAUUCUUUGCUGUUAUAAAUUACUUUAUCAAUUCUACAAUGAUAUAUAUUUGUGUAUUUGACCAAUUAUGUCCUCAAAUCAAAAUCCUAGAAGUAGAAUUUAUGAAUCAAAAAAUAUAGUUCAGAUUGCUCUUCAGAAACAAUUUACUAAAUGUCUAUGGGCAGUGUAAUAUUUACAUUAGGCAUUAUUGUCAAAUUUUUAAAUCUUUGAAAAAACAGAGAAGUAAAUAAUGUAUCAGUAUUUUUAUUUUUUGUAUUUUGGGUACCAGGAAUAGAACUCAGGACCUUGUGCUUGCCAGGCAGGCGCUUAUGUCACUGAGCUAUAUCCCCGGUCUUCAGUAUUCUUAAAUGUACCUAUCUUUGUUUUUCUGUUUCUUGCAGCCAAAAGUAUUCCUUAAAGGGUGCUUAACUUUUUUCUUAUAUUAGUAAGAUUUCCCUAGAUAUAAGGAAAUUAGUUCUUCAUACAUCACAUACGUUACAAUUUUUUCUGGUUUUUCAGACAUUUUAAACUUUCAGCUAUUUGGCAAUAUAGAAGUAUCUAAUAUUCAGUGAGCAAAUCUAUUGUCUAUAAGAAAUUAGAAACACUCUUUAAAUGGUUGGAGGACAUAGUAUGAAAGAACUUUCACUGUAUAAGAUUUUCUACCUUUUGAUUUUUGUACAUGUAUCCUAUGCUACUUUUCUUGUAUCAUGUUGUCUUAAAGUUUUGUAACAAUAAUGUUAGGUGUAAAUAGGUCUUCUCUAUCCAAAACUUAGAAAACCAUUUUUCUAUAAUUUCCUAUAAUGAAUUUGGGAUUCCCUAAGAAUUAUGUAUAGGAUGUCGAAAUGAGGACAACUAUUUUUCCAAGUGAAUAGCUACUUGUCUAUGCACCAUCUGUAAAAUACUUCUUUAAUGACUGGGAAUUCUACCCUUUUGAAAUAUUAAAUUUUCAUAUAUGUCCAAGUUGUUUAAAUUUACUAGUCUUUCUACUCCUGCCCUAAUACUACAUUCUUUUAGUUAAAGUCACUCAACAGUAGGACUUUAUCUUUUCUCUUUAAAUUGCCUUUGCUAUUCUCAUGCAGUAUAUUAAAUCUUGAGAAUAAAUGUGUCAAGUUUCUCCUGAGGUAAUGUUGGAUUUUUAUGGAAAUUGCAUUAGUUUGUUGACAUUGAUAUGUGGCAGACACAAACAUCUUUAAAAGAAUUAUAUAUCAUUCCAUUAUUUAAUCCUUUAUGUCCAUCAGUAACUUUUUAAAUUUUUCUGUUUAGCCAUUUCCUAUUUAUUCCUAUUUUAUAACUUCUAGUAAUUGAAUGAGUUCUUUUACUAGAUGCAUGUUUUAAUUUCUUGUCAUUAGUGUGUACAAAAAUCUUGAUUUGUUUAUAUCUUAUAACCAAAUAUCUUACUAAGUUUGCUUAUUUUAAAUGUUUUUUCAACUAAUCUCUUUGUUUUCCAGGUAAGAUAUCAUAGUCUAAAAAUAAUGUUAUUCUUUUUAAUAUUUAUACUUCAAUUUUUGUUGAUUUACAGUGAUUACAAUUUAAAAUUGUGAAUAAUAGCAGUGAUGGUGGGUACUUUUCUUUUUCCUUCUUUCCAGCAUUUCAAUCGUGUUAUUUUUACUAGGCCAUACAAUUCUUCAUUACAUCACUACUUUACCAAGUGCUUUUAGAAAGAAUGUGGUUUUUUUUUUUCAGUAUCUUUCUUGUAUCCCUUAAGAAAAUCAAAUUAUUUUCUUUCUUUUAAUCUAUUUAUGCAAUUAAUUAUAUUAGGAAAUGUUUAUGUUUAACCAUAUUUUACCACAUUCUUAGAAUAAAUGCCUUUGUUCAUUUUUAAAA